This is a messenger RNA of Lodderomyces pseudojiufengensis, 897 nucleotides long. RefSeq names its product putative serine hydrolase. Gene Ontology annotation, cellular component: nucleus; cytoplasm. The record is from RefSeq and is a predicted model, not a curated record. NCBI's taxonomy places the organism in Eukaryota, Fungi, Ascomycota, Pichiomycetes, Serinales, Debaryomycetaceae. Bases 1 to 897 code for a protein of 298 amino acids. The transcript has a single exon.
AUGACAACUAAAAACCAACAAAUCACCAAAUUCAAAGGGGUGAUCCUAUUUUUACAUGGUUAUACCCAAAAUUCAUCGAUAUUCUAUGCAAAAACAUCAGCAUUAAGGAAAAAAAUUUUGAAGUUAGGUUACAAAUGUAAAUACUUAAACGGUCCAUAUGUUUUACAACCUUCAGACUUACCUACGACAGAUUCCUUAUCGAAAUUUGGAUCUAGUGACAAUCAAGAUGUAACAUAUCGUGGAUGGUGGAUUAAAAACGAUCAUACAAAUGACUCUAUUGACUUGGACAAAUCAAUUGAUUCAAUACGAAAUUAUAUAGAGAAUGGUAUUUUAAUACCUGACGAUGAGUCUCAAAAUAAGGAAAUAUCAAAAGAAAGUGAAGAAGAUAAAGAAUUGCCUAUAGUAGGACUAAUUGGGUUCUCUCAAGGUGCUUCAUUUGCAGGGUUAAUUGCUGAAAAUUUUCAAAACUUAUUUAAUACAAAGAAUCCAUUGAAAUUUGUAAUACUAUAUUCUGGUUUUAAAUUAGACACAUCAAAAUCGUCAAAAAAUGAUAAAUAUAAUUCAUAUUAUGAUGAAGAAUUAAAUCCAGAUUUGAAGUAUCUACAUGUUUAUGGUGAGUUAGAUACCGUUGUUGAUGAAGUCAGAAGUUUGUCGUUGUACAACAUCACCAAACCUAAAUCUGAUUUACUAAAACAUCCUGGUGGACAUUUUGUUCCAAAUUCUAAGCUAUACAUUGAUCAAGUUGUAAAUUGGAUUCAGAGUGUGACAAAGGAUGAUAAUGAGAAAGUAACGAAUCAACCUGGAAAAGGUGACGUUAAUGAAAAGAAAUCUAAAUUAGAUACCAAGGAUGAUAUUGAAUCGUUAUUGGAUAUGAUGGAAGGAUUUGGGAAAGCUUAA